Molecule: messenger RNA, 2468 nt
Organism: Catharus ustulatus (Swainson's thrush)
Lineage: Eukaryota; Metazoa; Chordata; Aves; Passeriformes; Turdidae
Gene: SLC61A1
Product: major facilitator superfamily domain containing 5
Exons: 2
Coding region: 232-1554 (440 amino acids)
Biological process (GO): molybdate ion transport
Cellular component (GO): membrane
Molecular function (GO): molybdate ion transmembrane transporter activity
Source: RefSeq, a predicted model, not a curated record
UCCCAAUGCCCGGUGGGUUGUCUGGGAGUCCCUUUGGGGGCUGUCUCCAUAACUCCCCGUGCUGUCCCUGGGGGUCUCUGGGGACACCUGGGGGGGAGGCGUCCGUGUGGGGGUGUGUGUCACGUGACACGGGCAGCAUGGCGGCGCCCAUGGGGACCGGAAGCGGAAGUGGCUCCACGGAGGCGCCGCGGGGCAGCUGUGACGCUGGCCCUCCUGAGCCCCCUCCCCACCAUGUUCCUGCUGCCCUGCUCCGCACUCGCCCUCCUCCUCCUCAUCUGCCUGGCUCUGGAGCCGCCCCCGCGCCACCCCUCACCAUCCAACCCGGCCUUCCGCCUCUUCCAGCGGGAAUUCCUGCUGGGAUACCUCCCGGCUCUGGCUGCAGACUGGCUGCAGGGCCCGCUGCUGUUCCAGCUGCUGCAGAGACGUGGCUUCCUGCGCAGCCAGAUCGCUGCCCUCUACUCCUGCGGCUUCGCCUCCAAUGUCGCCUUCGGCCUUGUCUCCGGUGUUUUUGUGGAUCGGCUUGGCCGGAAAAAGUCCUGUGUGUUGUCCUCGGUGCUGUGCUCCGUGUCCUGCCUGCUGCAGCUCUCCCAGGAUUUCCUGGCGCUGGCAGCUGGCCGGGUCCUGGCAGGGCUCGGCACCUCCCUGCUCUUCUCCGCCUUCGAGUCCUGGUACAUCCACGAGCACCUGGAGCGCCAUGACUUCCCGGCCGAGUGGAUUCCCAACACCUUCUCCCGCGUGGCCCUGUGGAACAGCGGCCUGGCCGUGGCAGCCGGCCUGGUAGCCGAGCUGCUGGCUGAGGGGCUGGCGCUGGGUGCUGUGGCCCCAUUCCUGGUGGCCGUACCCUUCCUGGCAGUCUCGGGGAUCUUUGCUGGGAAAAACUGGGAUGAGAACUACGGGAAGAGCCGGCCCUGCAGUAAGGCUUGUGGGGAAGGCCUUCGGGGCCUUCUGUCCGACCCCCGGGCGCUGCUCCUGGGGCUGGUCCAGGCCCUCGUGGACAGCAUCCUACUCAUCUUCGCCUUCCUUUGGACACCUGUCCUGGAGCCACAUGGGAUCCCGCUGGGAAUCGCCUUCUCAGGGUUCACAGCUGCCAGCGCCGCAGGCUCAGCCCUGUUCCGGCGUGGUGUCACCGGGAGGCUCCGGCUGCAGCCACUGCGGCUCCUGCCCGGCUCCAUCCUGCUCCUGGCGCUGGCCCUUCUGGUCCUGGCACUGCCAAUGCCGCUGCCUGCCACCGUUGACUUCCUUGCCGUGCUGCUGCUGCAGCUCUCCUGCGGGAUUUAUUUCCCGACCAUGGCGUUCCUGCGGCGCCGGCUGGAGCGCGGAGGGGACAGGGCGGGAGGAGUGCGGUGGCUGCGGCUGCCCUUCAGCCUGGGGGUGUCACUGGUGCUGCCAGCACUGCCCUGGGACCCUGCGGGGAUAGGGCGAGUGUUCGGGGCUGCGGCCCUGGCGGCGCUGGUGGCACUGGGGGCAGCCGGGGGGAUCCUGGGCACCACCCAGGGGGACGAGGGGCUGAGGGUGGGGGAUGAGGGGCUGCUCGAGGGGGACACCGUGGAGUGACAAGUACACCGGGACAGGGACGCUGGGUCAGCUCAGCAGGGACACCUGGGUGUGAGGGGGAUACUGGGACGGUUUGAGGGGACACCAGGAUGUGACAGGAAGCCUGGGGUGUGACGGGGACAUGGACACUGGGCUCUAAUGGGGACAGAGACACGGGAAGAGCACGUGGGGUCGCCAGACAGUGAUGGGGUCACAAUAUCACCCCCAUGCUGAGCUGUGAGUGACAGAAACACUGAGACACCCCGUGGUGGGUCACACCCUGUGUGGUGGGUCACAGUGUCACCCCACAAUGGACUGUGGAUGAUUGGGACACCUCCUGAGGACACUGAACUGUGGUGGCUCACAGUGUCACCCCACAAUGGACUGUGGAUGAUUGGGACACCUCCUGAGGACACUGAACUGUGGUGGCUCACAGUGUCACCCCACAAUGGACUGUGGAUGAUUGGGACACCUCCUGAGGACACUGAACUGUGGUGGCUCACAGUGUCAUCCCACAAUGUGGGUGACAAUAACACUGGGAGACCGUGAUGAUGACAAGGAACUGUGACAGGUCACAGUGUCACCCCUAUGGCUGAGCUAUGGAUAACAGUGACACCGGGACACCCCACUGGUGACAUUAAGCUGUGGCGGGUCACAGUAUCACCCCCAUAAUGAAAUGUCGGUGACAGCGACACUGCGACACCCUGACGGUGACACAGGAGCUCUGGGUGACAAUAUGGGGAUGCCCCCAGGUGACACCCAAGUUGUGACAGGUCACACCCGAGCUGUUACAGGUCACAGUGCCACCUCCUACAAGGCACAGCAGAGGGGACAUGGGGACAUCAGGCCAGGUGUGGCCUGUGACUAACCCCGUGUGGUGUCAUGGGGGUGAGGGUGUAUUAAUUAAUUCAUUUCUAAUAAACCCACCCAAUAGA